AUGAUGCUGAGCCUCCUCGUGCUGCUGGUGGCCGGUGGCAGCUGCGCUGCGGCACUGCCGCAGUCCCGGGUGGUGAACGGCGAGGAUGCUGUGCCAUACACCUGGCCCUGGCAGAUCUCGUUGCAGUACGAGCGGGACGGCUCCUUCCGCCACACUUGCGGAGGCACCCUCAUCGCGGCCAACUGGGUGAUGACGGCUGCGCACUGCAUCUCCUCCUCGCUCACCUACGAGGUGGUGCUGGGCGAGUAUGACAUGAGCGCUGCGGAGGGCCCUGAGCAACGCAUCCCCGUGGACUCCAACGACAUCUUCGUCCACCCCAAAUGGCGAAGCUCCUGCGUGGCCUGCGGCAAUGACAUCGCCCUGCUGAAGCUGCGGCGCCCGGCGGUGCUGGAUGCCGAGGUGCAGCUGGGGCGGCUGCCGCCCGCCGGCAGCGUCCUGCCCGACGGAUACCCCUGCUACCUGAGCGGCUGGGGGCGGCUGUCCACUGGAGGGCCUUUGCCGGAGCGGCUGCAGCAGGCGCUGCUGCCCGUGGUGUCCUUCGAGCGCUGCACCCAGCCCGACUGGUGGGGCAUCCUCGCCAUUCGCCAAACCAUGAUCUGUGCCGGCGGCGAGGAGAAGGCCGGCUGCAAUGGCGACUCGGGGGGACCCCUGAACUGCCAGGCGGCUGACGGGCACUGGGAGGUGCACGGCAUUGCCAGCUUUGUCUCCGGGCUGGGCUGCAACGCCUCCAAGAAGCCGACGGUCUUCACCCGCGUCUCUGCCUUCGAGGACUGGAUCGCCGAGACCAUGAUCAAUAACUGAGUGUGGUGGCAGUGGUGACCUCCUGGCAUGGCAUCGGGCAAAUAAACCCACAGCGCUGGCAUCGUGUGUGUCCCAUGUGUGGUGUGGGGGCGGCUGGCACAGGGCGGGAGGCACCCAGAGGGGCCUAGACACCACGGGAAUGGGCACCCAGAGACACACAGGUGCCAUGGGGAUGGGCACCCCGUGGUGUCCAGACACCACGGAGAUGGGCACCUGGAUGGGCCCAGAGACCAUGAGGGUGGGCACCCAACAAUGUUCACACACCAUGGAGAUGGGCACCUACAGAUGUUCAGAUACUGUGGGGAUGGGCAUCCAGGGACACCCGCGUGCCAUGGGGAUAGUUUGCCCUGAGGAGCCAGGAUGCCAUGGGGAUGGGCACCCGAAGACACCCAGGAGCCACAAGGACAAGCGGCCCGAGGUGCCCUGAAGCCAUGGGGAUGGGCCCACCCUGAUGUGCCCUUUAGGCCACAGGGAUGGCCUCAGCCAUGUGCCCUGGUGCCACGGGGAUGGGCUCCUCCUGGUGCCAGGGGGAUGGGGCCCCUGAGGCACCCUGACGCAAUGGGGGUGGUGCCCAGACGUGCCCUGGUACCACACCGAUGGGCUCCCAGAGGUGCCCUGAUGCCACCUGUGUGGGCCCCCUGUGGUGCCAUGGCAAUGGGCACCCAGUGCCGUGCCACAGCCACAGAGAUGCCCCCCUGAGGCGCCCCGAGGCCCCGGGGAUGGCCCCCUCCGGGUGCCCCAGGGCUGGAUGCCCAUGGCCGGGGCUCUCUCCUGCCCUCCUGGCCCGGCUGUCGCUUCGCAACCACUGCCGCCAGUGCGUGACCGGCGAACAAAGAGCCCUUUCAGUGGCCACCUCCCCCCGGCCAGCACCCCUGGGACCCCCGGCUGGGUCUCCCCAUGUCCCCCCGGCGCCACCCAGGCACCCUGCUGGGAUGGGUGCCAACAGCACCCCUCAAUUCUCUGAGGGAUCCGGGUGGAAAAUUCCUGCCAUGGGGCCAUGUGAGUUUUAUUGGCCCUUUGUCACCACGUCCCGGGGACCUUUGCCCUCCCUGUGGCAUCGGCAUUGACGCCGUUGUCCGCCGGUGCCAUCCUGGCACGCCACGGCCCUUUGCUCGGGGCUUUGGGGCUGAGGCCGCCCCAACUCGUGACACCUUUGCACAAGUGGGCGCUGCCUGCUGGUGGCCCUGCGGUGGGGACAGGGGUGACCAAACCCAGUGGCGCUCGGCUCAGCCGGGGGGGGUUCUA
Molecule: messenger RNA, 2046 nt
Organism: Cuculus canorus (common cuckoo)
Lineage: Eukaryota; Metazoa; Chordata; Aves; Cuculiformes; Cuculidae
Gene: CELA3B
Product: chymotrypsin like elastase 3B
Exons: 8
Coding region: 1-801 (266 amino acids)
Biological process (GO): proteolysis
Molecular function (GO): serine-type endopeptidase activity
Source: RefSeq, a predicted model, not a curated record